AUGACAUACUCAACAAAAAUCAGGAAUAUUGUGGAUGAUGCCGAAGAUUAUGUUUCGCCUGUACGAAACAAUCAUGUGCCAAGAAUUGAUGUGAGUUGUGUUUAGAUUAUUUCAGAAACCUGGUUAAAACAGCGCUGUCCGUUAAUUUUCAUCGAAUUUUUCGAAUAUAAAAUUCAAAAUGCUGAAGACUCUCUCCGAGCUGAACAUAUUAAAAAUGUUCAUUUUUGAUCGCGUUCAAGCUUCCGAUCGUUUAAGUUCGAAUAAUAUAAUUUUUUCCAGCCAGCGUUCAUUCAAUUAUGUUCGGAGAUUUUGGAUAGUUUUUCUGCGAUACUGGCCCGUCUGGUUGGUUUUUUCAUUCUGUUUUUAUUCAUUUUUUAAAUUUUCAGUCAGAAACUGCAAACCGCGGAAACAAUUUUCUACACGAAAUGAUUGCAGAAGUGGAUAAUGAUAUCAGAAAUGCUAGAACCUUUUUAUUAAAUGAGGGAAAUGCCGAUUAUGUUGUGAGUUUGAAUAGAUAUUGAACUGAACACUGAACAUGUUUCAGACAUCAUUGAUUCGUCUCCUUCACACAAUCCGAUCGAAGUAUUACCGCUUGGCCAAGUUUCAUGCAUAUUUUUUCAUCUUGGAACACAUAUCAAGAAGUAUUUAG
Molecule: messenger RNA, 649 nt
Organism: Caenorhabditis angaria
Lineage: Eukaryota; Metazoa; Nematoda; Chromadorea; Rhabditida; Rhabditidae
Source: the annotation of a GenBank genome assembly